This is a messenger RNA of Diversispora eburnea, 600 nucleotides long. Lineage: Eukaryota; Fungi; Glomeromycota; Glomeromycetes; Diversisporales; Diversisporaceae. The record is from the annotation of a GenBank genome assembly.
AUGGGAAAACGUAAAGGAAAAAGGCAAACUCGUGGUAAGUUAAGAGGUUAUAAAGAAAAUAAUAGUUUCGAAGAUUAUGAUAUUUUCAAUUCCGACAAAUACAAAGAUAAUGAAAAUGAAGUGGAUAAUAAUGAAAAUAAUGAAAACAAUGAAAAUAAUGAUAAUAAUUCAAAUAAUAAUGAUAAUAGAAUUCCGAUGCCACUUUGUAUUCCACAAGGAAAACAAGCAGUUUCACCUGCUGAUAGAUCAAUUGUUCAAAAAUAUGGAUUGGCAGUUGUUGAUUGUUCGUGGGCAAGAUUAGAUGAUAUACCAUUUACCAAGUUAAAAUCACCAAACAAUCGAUUAUGUGAGUGUAAAGCUUUCGCUGCAUGUUUUUAUAUAACAGGAUUUCCAAUAUAUGCCCAACAACUUUUAUCAAAAUUCAAAUGGGGUCACUCUUUCUUUACUGUCAAUGGAGACUUGCUAAACAAAUAUAUAAUGUGUAAGGAUUCAAGUGAAGUUGUUAAAUCUCAAAACGAAUGGUUAGAUAAAAUUAGAGAAGAAUAUGUACAAGUACGUGAGAAUAUAGAUGAUGAUUUGAUGACGAUAUUUGAUAUUUAA